UGUAGAGCCAACGGUUUGUUUGAUUAUUGUUUUGUUCUGCUCUUGAAAAAUCUAUAUAAACUGCUAUUGAAUUGGAAAAAUAUUAGCGAUAAAAAGCACUUCAGGCGACGCAUCCGCAUAUUAACGACUAGCGAGGAAGCGCUGUAACGGGAUUUCUUUUCACCGAUAACAAUAUCACAAGGCUCAUGAUGAGCAGUUCAAAGAAUCAACCGAAGCGAAACUUUGUAUCGGCAUUGGAGGAGGAGAGAAGAGAGGACUCAUUCUUGAAGAAAAAAGGACGUCCCAGUAAGAAACAGACAAGAUGCCAAGAAACUGGAAUAAAAUCUGAUGAUACCUGUGUGGUCAAAAUAGAAAAAUGCUCCGACUCUAUGUCAGUUGACAGCAGCAGACAGCCGCCAGUUCACUGUCCUGCCGCUGCAGAACUGGAUGAAGCAGAGGUUACGCUGAAGACUGAAAGCAUUACGUUUGGAUGUUCACUAUGCUAUAGUGACUUUACUGAUGAACACGAGUACAACCAACAUAUGUGCAUGCAGCUUGUGACCGAGGACUUUGAUGCUGACUCGAAGCCACCACAAAUGUGCGAGCCAAGUGCGGGCUCCAACUGUGACCCUCCCCGCAAAGAGGAGUACAAUACAAUGGAGCCAGAUGUACAAAUUCCUUCAACGUCCAGUACACCGAUGGAGACUGAUGAUAUCGUGCCACCAACGUCUGCCAUACCUUUCGCUGUGCCACACACACCCCAUAACGGCAAAGCGCGACGACAAAGUAUGUAUAGAAAACGUAAGGCCGCGGAAAGAACUCCUGCAGAGGCAGCAGAUUUUGCAAAAGCAGCCGCCGAAAGACAACGUAGAUGCAAGCAACGUAGACUCGCCAACUCAGCUCUUGACACCGGCACACUAGAGUCAGCCACAGUGUCUGCUCCUGUGGUAGUGGAAAGAACAGUUACUGCCCAGACCAGCGCUCAGCGACAACGUGCUUACAGACAGCGUAGAGCUGCUCAAAUUGUUUCACAAAUAAGUACUCCACCGACUCACACAGCAGUGCAACCGGAACAAUCAACCUGGAAUAUCAAAUGGUCGUCGUCAAUAAAGAGGUUUAAAACUACAUUUCUGGACAACGAAUUUGGCCACGCUUGCUCUGUUUGCGACCGAUUGUGGUUCAAGAAUGACCUUAAAAUCAUCACUGCUGCACAACUACAGGUCAUAUCGGAUUGGUUCGUUAAGGAAAAUAGGCAACUACGCGAGGAGGAUUAUACGCAUAUUUGCAACACCUGUAGAUUUUCGCUGAACAAACAUAAGCUUCCUACCCUUGCAAAAGUGAAUGGCUUCUCAUAUCCAGAAAUACCUCCUGGCUUACCGCCACUGGAUCCAAUUAGUGAACGAUUAAUCUCACCACGUCUGCCAUUCAUGCAAGUGCGUCGUCUGCGGCAUGACUUCUCUUAUGGAAUUAUUGGUCAAGUGAUCAACGUUCCAGUCAACGUAGAAGACAUGGUAAAAUGCUUGCCCCGGCAUUUAGAUGAGGACGACGUCAUUAAUGUCAACAUCAAACGGAAUCUCGCACACAAAACAAAUUACAUCAGUGGCUACAUGUCCAAAAGGACAAUCAAAGAAUGGUUGGAUGUACUUCAAAAUUCAAGUCUAUAUCGCUUGUACGAUAUCAAAGUAGAUUUGUCAAGGCUGCAAACUGUCGUGCCACCAGAGGAAGAUUUGCAGGAUGACUCGGCUCAUCGAAUCGAAACAAUCGCCGCCGAGUGUACUCCGGAGUCAGAAAUUCUUGCUUCCAGGCAGCAUACACUACUGUGGAACGAAGAGGAUUGCCUCGACAUCGCACCAGGACAUCGGGCCAUGCCUCUGAACAUCAUUUACGACCGUCAUGCUGAAGAACUAUCAUUUCCUGCAAUAUACUACGGCCAGCCUCGUCGCUUCCACAUGGGAGUUUCAGUGACACCUUACAUGAUGGCAACCAGUGAAUUACAACGAAGUGACAGACGCGGAGCCACGCCUCAAAAAGUCUUGUACGUUGCUAUGAAGAUUCUACGUCUCCGCAUGGUGGAUGGCAUUUACAGCACAUUUCGGAAUGUGUCAACCACGGAAAACGUAACUCGACGCAUGUUGGAGGACCCGGAAUUUCCUAAAGAAUUUGUCGUUCAAAAUCUUGCCUUCAUGAAGUCAGUACCCAAUUCCGUCCAGUAUUGGGCCUCUCGCAAACGAGAUCUGUUUGCGAUGCUCCGUCAACUAGGUAAACCGACCAUAUUUCUCACUUUAAGUGCAAACGAAGUACGCUGGUUGAUAUUACUGAACUUACUCCUCAAAUUGAGUAACAAGUAUCCUGGAAAAGUUGCUGAAGAUCUAAACACGUCAGAGCGGUGCAACUUAGUGAGCGACGAUCCAGUUACGUGCUGCAUAUAUUUCUACAAACUCGUCGGUACAUUGAUGAAUAUGCUGAAGGCAAAACAAUCAUAUAAUCCAUUUGGCCAGUACUUUGUUAAAGAUUAUUUCUUUCGCAUUGAGUUCCAGCAUCGAGGAAGCCCCCACGCACACAUUUUGGUGUGGUUGAAUAAUGAUCCACACGAGGCCGUGUCAGAAAAUAUGCCAAUGACCAUCGAGCUCGUGGAGAAGCUGAGUUCUGUCGCCAAAGAAGAUAUGCCCAACGAGACCAUCUACGCCAAUCAAAUUCACAAGCACACUUUCACCUGCACGAAGCGAGGUGAGACGACUUGCAGAUUUGGGAUCCCGUACUGGCCAAUGCCUGCUACUCGAGUCUUGGUUCCAAUGCCUCAGACUGAUGGACGCCGGUCAACAUUCCAAAAAAAAUCCAAGGAGCUACGAACGUGUCUCAGCGAACGUACAUACCCUAGCAUGAAUGACUUUUUGAGGGAACAUGGUCUGACAUUUGAUGCAUAUCUUGAUAUAGUACGUUCAACCCUUCGCAGGCCAACUUUGUUGUUUAAACGUAACUUCGAUCAACUUAUGACAAACACGUUCAACCCUUACCUUGCUGGUCAAAUUAAUUCCAACAUCGAUAUUCAGUUUAUCUUAGAUGAAUACAGCUGCGCACAGUACGUCGUGGAAUACGUGAACAAAUCAGCUCGUGGAAUGGGUAACUUGAAUCGAGAGUUGACUAAAAUGAUGGAAGAACAUCCUGACCGCGAUUACACUGGUCAAUUAAAAGCAUUGAGUGUCAAACUUCUCAAUGCAGUUGAAAUGUCGGCGCAAGAAGCAGCAUGGUAUUUGUUACGACAGCCGAUGAGCGAAGCAAGCCGUCAAAUUGUGUACAUACCAACAGUGUGGCCCUCAGAGAGACAACGUUGCCGCAAACGUCGGAAACAAUUGGAUCGCGAAGGAAUCGCAGAGGACAGCACAGACGUGUGGACCAAAAACAUCAUUCAGCGGUAUGAAGAAAGACCUCCAUCUUUGCAAGAUGUAUAUUUGGCCGAGUUUGCGUCGUGGUAUGCUAACUCUCGUGAUUUCAUUGACAAUGAAGACGACUUGAACGUGCAUGAAGAUGACGAUCCUGAACCGCCGACUGGAGAAAGAACGACAUCGAGAGAAUAUCGCAAACGUCUGAUCGGUCGAAUCAUACGAUACAGAUGCUACGACAUAGAUGAAACUGUCAAUUAUCAACGUGAGAUGGUACUGCUGUACUUGCCCUUUCGCAACGAAGUCGCUGACUUUGUUGAUUGUAAUAAAUUUAUACAAUUAUUCAAUGACAACAAGGAAACUAUCAUGGAACGCAGAAAACUUUAUGAGAACAAUAUUGACAUCGACAAAGUGAUGCAAGAGCUAGAAGCAAUGAUGAUUUUGCAAAAUUCAGACACCACAGAACCAACGGAAACAGAGUCAAGAAGAGUGUUUGUAGAACAGCUGUUAGGAGGAGAGGGAGCUGAAAAUAACGAUGAUGUUAAUGAAAUCGUGCCGCAAAACGGAUUGUCAGUUGUAAAAAAAAAAAUUUGA
Molecule: messenger RNA, 3953 nt
Organism: Pararge aegeria (speckled wood butterfly)
Lineage: Eukaryota; Metazoa; Arthropoda; Insecta; Lepidoptera; Nymphalidae
Exons: 4
Coding region: 186-3953 (1255 amino acids)
Source: RefSeq, a predicted model, not a curated record